UUUGAAGUCUCGCCGGACGUGUCCAAUGUAGCAGCAUUAGCUUGCAGUCGUUGUUCAAAAGAGUUACCUCGGGUGCCAGAGUCCAGCUUUACGGGCAUUCUGUCACGCACUGAGUGCAAAGACGUGGCUACUUCACUCGAGUAAACACGAUGCGUGGGGUUUGUCAGUGGCACCAACUCAUUGACGGUUCUAAUGUUAGCUGUCGUGGCUAACUAACCAGCUCGUUAGUCAGUUAGCUUCCCGUAGCUUUGCAGUUGUGCGAGUGCUUGCUAGGUAUUUUUUAUUUUAUUUUUUUUCCUCCCUCCCACCAAAUUUAAAUCCACAAUGUCUCAGUUCGUGGAUCCGGACGAAAACACCCCCUUACUCCGGGAUGAACCAAGGAGUGAUGACGUCCAUGAUGACGCUUACCAGAGCCGAUGGAGGUCGAUCAGAGUCAUGUACUUCACGAUGUUUCUCAGCAGCGUGGGUUUCACCAUUGUAAUCACGUCGCUGUGGCCGUACUUGCAAAAGUCUGACGACAGCGCAGACGCCACCUUCCUCGGCUGGGUCGUGGCGGCCUACAGUCUUUGCCAGAUGGCGGCGUCGCCCCUGUUCGGCCUGUGGUCCAAUCACCGGCGACGCAGAGAGCCGCUGGUGUGCUCCAUCGUCAUCAACCUGUUGGGCAAUAUCUACUACGCCUACGCUUCCCUGCCAUUGACUGGGAACAAAUACCACAUACUAAUUUCUCGAGCGUUUGUGGGCUUCGGAGCAGGUAAUGUUGCCGUAGUGAGGUCAUACGUGGCCGGAGCCACGUCGCUGAAAGAGAGGACGAACGCCAUGGCCAACAUGAGUGCCUGUCAAGCCUUGGGGUUCAUCCUCGGACCAGCUCUGCAGGCCUGCUUGUCGUUCCUCGGGGAACUGGGUUACACGGUGGAGUUCAUUGACCUGAAGCUCAACAUGUACACUGCUCCGGCUUUACUGGCCGCCGUCUUUGGCGUCAUCAACAUCUUGUUGGUGCUCUUGGUGCUCAGGGAGCACCGCAUCGAUGACGACGGAAGAUGCAUUCAACCCAUCAACUACCUCCCGGAAGAUGAGGUGGACAUCAUGGACGACCCGGAGGAAACCAUCGAUCACUUAGCUGUUUUUACCUCCAACGUCCUCUUCUUCAUCGUCAUGUUCAUUUUUGCUGUCUUCGAGACGAUCGCCACGCCGUUGUCCAUGGACAUGUUCGCAUGGACGAGGAGAGAGGCCGUUUUCUACAACGGCAUCAUCAUCUGCGGCAUCGGCUUUGAAUCGAUCCUGGUGUUUCUGGCGGUAAAAGUGGCCGCUCAGAGGGUUGGUGAUCGUCCGGUGCUACUCGCAGGUCUGGCCAUCAUAUUCUGCGGCUUCUUCAUCCUGCUACCCUGGGGAAGCCAUUACCCCAAAAUCCAGUGGGCAGACCUUAAAAACAACUCAUUGGUGAGUCAGUUGUCAUCCAACAGCUCAUUUGAGCCCACGGGUUGCCCAUAUGACCAGACCUGGUGUCAGUACACCCCCGCCAUCUACCUGGCUCAGUACAUCACCUCGGAUUUCCUCAUCGGAGUGGGCUAUCCAGCUUGCAACGUCAUGUCCUACACACUUUAUUCCAAGAUCCUUGGACCCAAACCUCAGGGUGUGUACAUGGGCUGGCUGACAGCGUCGGGGAGCGGCGCACGGACUCUGGGCCCUGUGUUCAUGUCCCACGUGUACACGCUCCUCGGCCCUCGGUGGGCCUUCAGUAUCAUCUGCGCUCUGGUGGUGGCGGCCAUCUUCCUCCUCAGCUGCGUCUACCAUAGACUCAUCGCUUUUUCCGUGCGUCACGGAAGGACGAUAGAAUGAGGCGGCACUUUCCUCACUGGACCAAUCCAAGGACCAAAAAAAAAAAAGAAAAAAGAGUUUGAAAGGGAGCGUGUGAACUAGGCAUCUAGAUUGGCCAUCCGUUUUCAAUCGACUUACGACAUAUUUGUUACUGAUACACUAUUACAUGUUUUACUCAAUUCCAUUUUUAAUGAAAUAACGUGUAUGAACUGAAUGAUAAUGCAUGUUUUAAUGUCACAGGCGCAUUCACUGGUUAAAAAAUGUGACCUAAUAGUAAUGUGAAAAUAUGUACGAUAAAAGCUUUUCUUUUUUCUUUUCUUUUUUUUAACAGCGACUGAUGGACGUUUAAGCAAUUCCCACAUUGAAGCUAUUUUUAAUACAUUAAUACCAUCAGGAUGCUAUGAAUAUGUUUUAAAAUGUGUGUAUUUGAAUGAUAGAGAUUUAUAUUUUAUUUCGAUGAAUACAGUAUAUGCUGAAUGCAA
Molecule: messenger RNA, 2297 nt
Organism: Phyllopteryx taeniolatus (common seadragon)
Lineage: Eukaryota; Metazoa; Chordata; Actinopteri; Syngnathiformes; Syngnathidae
Gene: mfsd8
Product: major facilitator superfamily domain containing 8
Exons: 11
Coding region: 325-1836 (503 amino acids)
Biological process (GO): transmembrane transport
Cellular component (GO): lysosomal membrane
Molecular function (GO): transmembrane transporter activity
Source: RefSeq, a predicted model, not a curated record